This is a messenger RNA of Aspergillus campestris IBT 28561, 3047 nucleotides long. Its product is annotated as exocyst complex component Sec10 family protein. Gene Ontology annotation, biological process: exocytosis; Golgi to plasma membrane transport. The coding region runs from base 285 to 2957 and encodes 890 amino acids. Gene Ontology annotation, cellular component: cytoplasm; exocyst. NCBI's taxonomy places the organism in Eukaryota, Fungi, Ascomycota, Eurotiomycetes, Eurotiales, Aspergillaceae. The transcript is spliced from 3 exons. The record is from RefSeq and is a predicted model, not a curated record. Gene Ontology annotation, molecular function: protein binding.
GUCGCUUGACUUGGGAAAUUCUGGGGUUCAUCCAGUGCUCAACUCUCUCCCCAGCUCAACUAAUUGCCCACGGGGCACUGAACUUGUUUAGAUAAUGAUUGUAUCGGCCUGUGCACCUUUCACAUCUUGAAUUUUAUAAUAUUGAUCCGCCUGGACACCUUUCUGUCGUCCGAUUUACCCCGCAGAGCGUGGACUGGCCACCGACUGCCACCAAACGGGUUUGGUCAUACACCACACGAAACACACCCAAAGGGUCCUCCAGAUGCCGGAAUUGAAUCUACAAGAUGUCGAAAGCGAGAAACGGGCCACGGACUGGCGGGAAACCGCGCAGAGAUGUGCUGGCUUCGCUGAAGAUGGCGUCCAUGGAGGAGGUCUCCAGGGCGUCUCUUCCAGCAGAGAUUAUAUCCUUGGUCCUUGAAUACCUCUCCCCCGCCGACCUUAUCCGAGUAGCGCGCUCGUCGAAACUCUUGCACGAGAUGGCAUACGAUGACACCCGAUGGGUUCAGAGGUUGAAGCUUAUGGGCUGCUGGGAUGAAGUACAGGCGAGGAAACACGUGGAGGAUUCUUUUGGGACGAUUGCCAAUGUGGAGAAGGUGGAGGAACAGGAGCUGGUGGAAGAAUCGAAACGGCUGUCUGGUCCGGGGGCUGGCACUGCGCAGACACCCGCCAUUGCCCUGAAUUCGCUUUCAGACGGGUUCGAUCAGAUCAAUCUGAGCACUGUUCCGGCUGACGAUCAAGCGAAUGAUUCGGAACAUGAUCCCGUCCUGGGAGUGAUGCGGCAGGUCAAAUCCAUUCGCGGAGAAGCGCGUCAGCAAUACGGGAAAGUGCACGCCGCGCUUGGCCCGUUCUACGAUGAUAUCGCGAAUCUGGGCGCGUCUCCCGAUAAUCUGGUCUACAAGAGCUACACCGACCCGUACCAGCAAGCCUUGAUUUUUUCCCAGUUGCAAGCGUUCUCCAAGAGCGACUUGACGGAUGGCUGGCACGAAAGAGUGUACCGACUCCAGUCGGCUGUGUCGAUGUUCGAAACAACGGCAGUCAAGGAGUUCCGACAUGGGUAUGAGACAGACGACAUCGAGGACCGCAUGCGAAAAUAUGCGCAUGUGCUCUACGUCCUGAACGGCGGAGCGGCGGCCGUUGAGUUAUUUAUCCACCACAACCAUAUCAUCACGCGGAAGUCGGACUUCGGCAGAGUGGCUGACUGCAUCGACGAAACGACACAGGAGGUGAAGCUGGAGCAUACCCAGGCAUUCUUCACGCGAUUCAGUGUCGCCUACAACGAAGAGGUCUCGAUCAUCAAUCGCGCAUUUCCUCGUUCGCUAAGAGUAGCCACUCCAUUCAUCGACAAAGUGGGACAAGGCGUCUUGUUCCCGUUUCUGACGGCCGUCUUUGACGAGCUCCAUCGCUCAAACACAGAAGCGUACUUGAUCGCAAUGUCUGGAACUUUCGCGCAGUGUCUGAACUUGGCCGACACUCUGUUGCCGGUUCAAGGUUCCGAAGAUAGCCUGGACGAGUUCGUAGACCAAGUGAUUACCAAGGUUUACGAGCCGCACCUGGACACGUAUUUGGCAGAAGAACUGGACUAUUUCCAGAAACUCUCGGAGUCGGCGGUGGGAGACUGGGACAGACAGUUGUCGGAGCAAGCCGCUUCGACCGAGUCGUUCCUGCUAUCCAACAUCAACCGACAGGCUGAAAAGCGAGACUUUUUGACAUCAUUCAAAAAGGUGAUCAUGGCGCCAGUCAACAUCCUUCCUAGCUUCUCCAGCACCAAGUCAUCGGAAACCAAGACCGACCAGGGUCUUACUGCGGAUGAUGGCGCUAGUGGAUCAAAGGGUACCAAUCGGUUCUCUACCAUGUCGUCGCCCGCCACCCCUGUAGCAGUCGAGGCUCCCACAUCGGAGCUGGCCGCCAAGGCUGCCAUCAUGAAAUCGAAACUGGAGGGCAUCAGCUCGCUCUUCAGCAUCGAGGUAUCCCUGGGCCUAGUCCACUCGGCCAAAUCGAGCCUGGAGCGAGCGGCGCAGUUCGUCCGGGUCGGGGGUGAACUAGGCGGCGUCGUCAAACAACAAUGCGAGGCAAUCUUUGUUGCGCUGGUUCGCAUCCUGGGACACCGCCAUUUGAUCGCCGGUUUCAACAAGGCCGUCAAUCAUCUGUCCAACUACCGGCCUCGUGAGCAAGGGGACCGUGACCAAUCCGGCGUGGAACCCCUGGUGACUUUCUUGGAACUGGUCAACGUCGGAGACCUCAUCCUGCAGAUGAUCGACGUCUUCUACGAGCAAGAGCUGAUCGGGUCCAAGCUGACCGAUCGGAACGACUUCCUCGAUCCCGCCGUCAAGGAGAAGAAGAAGUUCGAGCAGCACCUUGAUGAGCGGGUGGCUGCGGGGCUGAGCAAGGGCAUUGACGUGUUGAUGGAGGAGGUCGAUUACAUCCUUGCUACGCGGCAGCUGGCUACGGAUUUCAACCCCAGUGUAUCCACCGAUCCCUACCGGAAGACCAUGGACGUCAGCGUGACCGACGCGGCCAGCGCCGUGGUCGAUGUGGUUUCCUCGCACACGCAGAUGCUGGUAGGUAGUACAGACAAGAGCACGCUGGACGUCUUCAACCAGGAGGUGGGAUUGCGGCUGUUUACCGCAUUGUGUAAGCAUCUGAAGCGCCAACGCAUCAGCGUUGAGGGAUCGUUGAAGUUGAUCAGCGACAUGAACCAUUACUUCAAAUUCGUCCAGACACUCAAAAACAACGAACUCCUCCUCUACUUCAAAGCCUUCCGCGAACUGUCCCAAAUCUACCUGAUUGACCCGUCUGAUUCCAAAGAGCUCGCAGCGGUGAUUGCCGACGGCGACCGAUUCUACGGGAUCUGGCGGGUAGAAGAAGUCUACGAGUUCGCCGAGCGCCGGGCCGACUGGUACCAGGUUAAGAAGGAAGUCGAGCGCGCCAUGUAUGGCAUUGGAUGUACCGUGAUGUGAGGAUAUUUCCUGGUGUGUAUAUAUAUUUCGUAUUUUCUUUCCUUCCGCCUUCUGUCCAUAGAAAUAGAAUACCCCUGUGUUGCAUUCCAG